Messenger RNA from Mucor velutinosus, 444 nucleotides. RefSeq lists its product as uncharacterized. Lineage: Eukaryota; Fungi; Mucoromycota; Mucoromycetes; Mucorales; Mucoraceae. The transcript is spliced from 2 exons. Gene Ontology annotation, cellular component: cytosol. The record is from RefSeq and is a predicted model, not a curated record. Gene Ontology annotation, biological process: Mo-molybdopterin cofactor biosynthetic process. Bases 1 to 444 code for a protein of 147 amino acids.
AUGGCUUGCAGGGACAUUAUAGAGAUAUCUGCUGAAGGAUUACCGGCACUAGACUAUAUAUCUGGACUAGUUCAAGACGAUGGAGCUGGAGCUAUCACUACAUUCUCUGGUACAACGAGAGACACAUUUGAAGACAAAGCAGUAGUCGAAUUAGAAUACGAAGCGUAUAUACCCAUGGCAAAGAAAGUGUUGAAAGAAUUGAUUCAAGAAGCUCGAGAGAAAUGGGAUUUAAAGCAUAUAGCGAUAUAUCAUCGAACCGGUAUCGUGCCCGUCGGCAAAGUCAGUGUGGUAGUAGCUACAUCCUCCAAGCACAGAGCUGAUUCCAUGGAUGCAGCACGCUAUCUUAUAGACGAACUCAAAUUUAGAUGUCCGAUCUGGAAAAAAGAGGUGUAUCAAGAUGGAAGUGAAUGGAAAGGAGCAUGUCAUGGGUGCAAAAAGCAUUAA